CUCCCUCCAGAGCGACGUGCUCUCAUUCAAAAUGGCUGGGGGCAAAGCCGGGAAGGACUCUGGCAAGACCAAAACUAAGACGGUGUCUCGUUCGCAGAGAGCUGGCUUACAGUUCCCUGUUGGUCGUAUUCAUCGGCAUUUAAAGUCAAGGACUACAAGUCAUGGACGAGUUGGGGCUACAGCGGCUGUGUAUAGUGCUGCUAUCCUGGAGUACCUCACAGCUGAGGUUCUUGAGUUAGCAGGAAAUGCGUCCAAAGACUUGAAAGUGAAGCGAAUUACUCCCCGUCACUUGCAGCUUGCAAUCCGAGGUGAUGAAGAACUUGAUUCUCUCAUCAAGGCAACAAUUGCUGGUGGAGGUGUAAUUCCACAUAUCCAUAAAUCUCUCAUUGGAAAGAAAGGGCAACAGAAAACCGUUUAAAGGAUGCUUGAAUCCUUUUUUUGGACUCUUAAAUGCUCAGUUGUCCAGUGUUGGUGGGUUUCCAGUGGACUGCAUCAGUGAAACACAACUUUGCCUUUCUGUAACCUUGAAGCUGGAGCUCAUUGAGAUUUCUAACAAACCAAAAUUCCUCAUUUGAAGUCUUAACCUUAUUUAAGUGUUACAUGGCUUCAGAGAAGCUGUUGUCUGUAGUGAUUCCUGACUGUUUUUAGAAAUGUUGGAUUUUAAUGGGAUUCAUGACUUUGUUGCUGAUCUGUAAUU
Euleptes europaea (tarantolino) is the source of this 697-nucleotide messenger RNA. Its product is annotated as histone H2A.Z. Gene Ontology annotation, cellular component: nucleosome. The record is from RefSeq and is a predicted model, not a curated record. Bases 32 to 418 code for a protein of 128 amino acids. The transcript is spliced from 5 exons. Gene Ontology annotation, molecular function: DNA binding; protein heterodimerization activity; structural constituent of chromatin. NCBI's taxonomy places the organism in Eukaryota, Metazoa, Chordata, Lepidosauria, Squamata, Sphaerodactylidae.